CCCGAGGCAACCGCAUAAUUAAUCCCCCGCGACAAAAGUUAAUUGCCGCCUGCUCCUCCAGUCCUUCCUUCCUCCUCCCCCUGCCCCCUACCCGCGAGUGAAUUCCGGAAUCCCCAAUCAAUCCACAGAGAGAGAGAGAGAGAGAGAGAGAGAGAGAGAGAGAGAGGCAGGCGACGCGGCCUCCCCCGAUUCCCAGUUCCCCCUCUCGGCCGGCCGCGACCGGAUUCGUCCCGCCAUCCCUCGCAGCCUUCGAUCCGAGCCGCGGGAGGUGCGCCCGCCGAUCGAGCGGCGGUAGGGCAGGGGAGGGAGGGAGGAGGAUGAGCUUCCAGGACCUGGAGGCGGGCAACGUCCGCGGGGCGCCGCUGGGCGGCGCGCGGCGGAACGGCCGGGGCCCCGCGGCGGGCGGCGCCGGCGCGUCGCAGGCCGUCGCGUCGGGCGUCUUCCAGAUCAACACCGCCGUCGCCACGUUCCAGCGCCUCGUCAACACGCUCGGCACGCCCAAGGACACCCCCGACCUCCGCGACAGGAUACAUAAAACACGGCAACACAUAACACAACUAGUGAAGGAUACAUCGGACAAGCUUAAACAAGCCAGUGAGGCGGAUCAUCGCGUCGAAGUUAGUGCUACCAAGAAGAUUGCUGAUGCAAAGCUAGCUAAGGAUUUCCAAGCAGUCCUUAAAGAAUUCCAGAAAGCUCAACGGUUAGCAGUAGAGAGAGAAGCUGCAUAUGCACCUUUUAUUUCUCAAGCAGGUCUGCCACAGAGCUACAACUCAAGCGAGGUGAAUGAUGGUGCUGAUAAGUUGGCUGAGCAGCGAACACAGCUUCUGGAAUCUAGAAGGCAAGAGCUUGUCUUCUUGGAUAAUGAAAUUGUGUUCAACGAGGCCAUCAUUGAGGAGAGGGAUCAGGGGAUACAAGAGAUUCAACACCAAAUUACUGAAGUAAACGAAAUCUUCAAAGAUCUUGCUGUGCUAGUCCACGAUCAAGGAGCAAUGAUUGAUGACAUUGACUCCCAUAUAGAGAAUGCAGUUGUUGCAACUUCACAGGCAAAAGGCCAGCUUUCAAAAGCUGCUAAAACUCAGAAAUCAAACUCUUCACUGAUAUGCUUGUUGCUGGUCAUUUUCGGAGUUGUCCUGCUCAUAGUGAUAAUAGUCCUUGCAGCCUAAAAAGCUUGAAGGGCACCUGAGGCUCCGAAAUCUGAUCAAGCUGAGCGCGAAGAAUUCCUUCAUAAGUUAUUUUUGCUAUGCGGUCAGGAAUGUAUCCUGGUUUCCGCCUGGAGGUGGUGGUUGGCGUUCUGGUUGUGGUAUGGUGGUGUAUGUGGUGUUGGUGUGCGCCUGGAAUGCAUCAGUUCAUAUAAGCAUAAUCGUUUCCUGUCAGCGUAGUGCCUCUUGUCUCACAGCCUUCUUUGUUUAUAUCUGUAAUGUAACUUGGAUGAAUGCGUGCUGUAGAACAAGGAGGUUUACAUUAUCUGUGGCAUGACAUUUCUUGAUUCCGUAAGAAAUCAUUUGCAAUAUAUCAAUUUGGUGUUCCUUCUCC
This is a messenger RNA of Panicum virgatum (switchgrass), 1533 nucleotides long. RefSeq names its product syntaxin-22-like. The transcript is spliced from 7 exons. The record is from RefSeq and is a predicted model, not a curated record. NCBI's taxonomy places the organism in Eukaryota, Viridiplantae, Streptophyta, Magnoliopsida, Poales, Poaceae. Gene Ontology annotation, molecular function: SNAP receptor activity; SNARE binding. The coding region runs from base 318 to 1163 and encodes 281 amino acids. Gene Ontology annotation, cellular component: membrane; SNARE complex; endomembrane system. Gene Ontology annotation, biological process: vesicle-mediated transport; intracellular protein transport; vesicle fusion.